This is a messenger RNA of Diuraphis noxia (Russian wheat aphid), 1673 nucleotides long. RefSeq names its product relaxin receptor 2-like. Gene Ontology annotation, molecular function: protein binding; G protein-coupled peptide receptor activity. Gene Ontology annotation, cellular component: plasma membrane. The record is from RefSeq and is a predicted model, not a curated record. Gene Ontology annotation, biological process: hormone-mediated signaling pathway; activation of adenylate cyclase activity; adenylate cyclase-activating G protein-coupled receptor signaling pathway. NCBI's taxonomy places the organism in Eukaryota, Metazoa, Arthropoda, Insecta, Hemiptera, Aphididae.
GUUCUAACGGUUGUCGCGAAGGUUCAUUCUUGUGCAGACAGUCGGACGUUUGUAUUGCAAAUAAAUAUAAAUGUAAUAAUUUUUCGGAUUGCCUACACGGAGAAGACGAAGAUUAUCUCAUAUGCACUGACUUCUCUGGAAGUAUGCAAAAUUAUCAUAAAGUCAUAUUUACCGAAGACCCGGAACCAGAUUCAAAACCAGAACCGGUACCAGAACUGAAACCAAAACGUAAUGAUUCAGAUAUUAAAGAUAUGGAGUUACCUUGUGCUUUAAACAAUUAUCCCGCCAAGUGUGAUUGUUUGGUUGAAACAUGGUUAAGAUGUAAUAGUGUUGGACUAACGAAAGUGCCAAGAAAUAUUUCUUCUAAUCUUAAAAGAAUUUUUUUAUUACGUAAUGAAUUGAAUGUUUUGGAAAAAGACGCCCUUUACGGAUUGGAUAGUAUUAGUACCCUAUUUUUGGAUAAUAAUCACUUGGUCUAUUUAAAUUUAAACUCCUGGAAACAUAUGGUCAAAGUGAAAUGGAUUUACUUAAAAGAAUUUCAUUAUUGUGUCUUGUAUGCCCCGCAUGUUAAGUUUUGUUCACCAAAUACGGAUGGGUUAUCAUCAAGUUUAAAUAUCCUACCAAAUUCAACUUUCCGAUGGUUUCUUUGGAUGGUGACAGUCCUAACAUUCGUCUUUAAUGUAUUGGUUUUAUAUGGUCGGAUGUUUAGUACUUUUGGAGAUGAAAAUAAAGCAAUAAACUUUGUCAUACGGAAUUUAGCUGUUGCAGAUUUGUUCAUGGUAAUAUACUUAACGGUUAUUGGUUAUCAUGAUCAAAUGUACCGGAAUGAAUAUUAUUUGUAUGCACACAAGUGGGAGUCCUGUAUCUUGUGUACUAUGAUUGGAAUUAUGGCCGUGAUUUCAUCAGAAGUAUCUAUGCUCAUCCUGGUGUUUCUCAGCUUAGAAAGAUUCUUACUCAUUGCUGUACCAUUUUCUGGAUAUCAAGUAUUGAAAUUAAAAACAGCUGUUUACUGUAUGGUAUCAAUUUGGGUGGUAGGAAUAAGUAUAUCAAUUGCACCAUUGAUUUUAUGGAAGCACUCGUCAAAAUUUUACGGUUCCAAUGGUUUGUGCUACCCUUUAUAUAUUGAAGACCCAUUUGUUAGUGGGUGGCAAUAUUCUGCAUUCAUGUUUUUGGGAUUACACACGACAAGUUUACUUCUUAUGUCCGUUUUGUACGCGUUAAUGUUUAUAAGUGUCAGAAAAACAAGACAUGCUGCCCGCAUAUCUGCUGGUGAUUACGACUUUGCAGUACGUUUCUUUUUCAUUGUUUUGGCCAAUAUUUUAUGUUGGCUACCCAUAAUCGUUUUGAAAUUGGUGGCAAUAAGAAAAUAUCAUGUUUCAAGUAAGAUAUACGUUUGGUUAAUUAUAUUUGUUGUGCCAAUUAAUGCAUUGGUAAAUCCAUUAUUAUAUACUUUCACAACACCCAAGUAUAUCACAGCAUUAACUUCAAAAAAUAUCUUCAAGAUGACAUCCCGCGAUUCAAGCAGCGUAGUAGACACGUCAAAAUCAUCGCGCCCAAUAUCCAUGUACAGUAGAAAAUAUAUCAAGAAAAAUAGAAAGGAGACACUUGAAGAAAGACUAAAUGAAAAUAAUACCACUCAAGAAAAUAGUCUAGAAUCAACAAAUGAUGAAUAA